Molecule: messenger RNA, 1950 nt
Organism: Ochlerotatus camptorhynchus
Lineage: Eukaryota; Metazoa; Arthropoda; Insecta; Diptera; Culicidae
Exons: 1
Coding region: 1-1950 (649 amino acids)
Source: RefSeq, a predicted model, not a curated record
AUGAGAAAUAGCAGGUUGUCCGACGCAAUCAAGUUUGCCGAAACUGUCUGCGUCGAGGUCAUAUGGCGAAAGACUGCUCAUCGGAGAGCAGCUGCUGCAAGUGCCGAGGACGGCAUCAUACAGCAGCUGCGUUUCGCGUCAAGGUCUACAGGCAGUAGUCAACCAGCUACGAUCAACCAAUCGGACCAAUCUAGUACUUCCGGCCAGGCGGGCAGUAGUAGCGGACCGAUGUCAGCCACGCCAGCAGCGCAUACUGGAAUUUCGAGCUGUACAACGCAAGACGGAACCAGGAGCAGGGUACUAUUAGCCACAGCGAUCAUCAUCAUGGUGGACGAUAGUGGCAACGAGCAUCCAGUGCGAGCUUUGUUGGAUUCGGGCAGCGAAUGCUACUUUGCAUCAGAACGAGUGGUGCAACACAUGAAGGUUCGGCGACAUAAGGUGAAUCUUCCAAUCGCAGGGAUUGGUCAAGCGUCUACCGAAGUCCGCUGCAUGUUCCGCUCGAUAGUGAAGUCUCGGAUAUCCAAGUUUUCCACCACCAUCGAAGCCUUCGUUCUUCCCAAGGUCACCGUAGAUCUGCCUUCAAUCUCUGUCGAUGCGUCAAGUUGGUCGCUUCCGACAGGAAUCCAGUUAGCUGAUCCGUCAUUCUAUCAGUCCGGAGUCAUUGAUGUUGUGUUAGGGGCCGAGGUAUUCUUCGAUCUCUUCAAUGUUGCUGGUCGAAUCACUUUGGGCGAAUCUCUUCCGUGUCUGGUUAAUUCGGUUUUCGGUUGGAUUAUCAGCGGCAAAACUCCUGAACAACAUUCAAGAUCUUCCGUAGUCUGCAACGUCGCUACCACUGCCGACAUCCAUCGUGACAUGGAGCGAUUUUGGGCCAUCGAGGGUGAUUCAACGGUCGUCCACUCUGCAUCCGAAGCCUACUGCGAGAAAUUCUUCAGCGAAACUACUUGUCGCUGCGAGGAUGGACGGUACAUGGUACGAGUACCGUUCAAGGAAGAUGUUCUGGGCAAACUAGGAGACAAUAAACGUACUGCACUCCACCGUUUUCGCCUGAUCGAGGGUCGUUUCGGGCGCGAUCCAAAAUUAGCCGCCGAAUAUCGUAAAUUCAUGGACGAGUACGAAAAGUUGGGACACAUGGAGCGAAUCGAUGAAUCAGAUGCAGCGUCAGGGCUUGCAUACUUCCUUCCACAUCAUCCAGUCAUUCGCGAGGAGAGCAGUACAACCAAGGUGCGUGUUGUCUUCGAUGCUUCUUGCAAGAGCUCCACCGGAAUUUCCCUGAACGACGCUAUGCUAGUGGGUCCAAUUGUUCAAGAAGAUUUGCGGUCCAUAACGAUGCGAUCUCGCCUGCAUCCUAUCAUGAUGAUUGCUGACGUCGCCAAAAUGUACCGGCAAAUGGUUUUGUUUCCCCAAGACUGCCGAUUUCAUCUGAUAUUCUGGCGUCCUUCACUAUCAGAACCGAUCCGCAUCUACAAAUUGAAGACCGUAACCUACGGCACCGCUUCAGCCCCGUAUCUAGCCACUCGAGUACUGAAGAAGCUAGCGGAGGAUGAGAAGGAGAGCUAUCCUCUAGCAGCGAAGGCAACCUGUGAGGAUUUUUAUGUCGACGAUUUCUUUUCGGGUGCACAGACUGUCACCGAAGCAAUCGAACUACGGGAGCAAAUGGAUGCUAUGUUCAACUCGGCUGGAAUGCAGCUACGAAAGUGGGCGAGCAAUUACCCUGAAGUUCUAGAAGAAGUUCCGGAAAACAACCGUGCCUUGCAACCUUCGAUGAAUUUCAACAAGGAUCAGUCCAUCAAGACACUGGGUCUACACUGGGAACCCUGUUCUGACCAGUUGAAAUACAUCGUUCCUGAAGCAACAGCCAAGUCCUCAACAGUUGUAACCGAUGGUUCCAUAAUGUGGGCUUGUGACUCUAUCACAAGUGCACUCAUAAUCGACUGUAUAACAGUGUUGUAG